GUCACGGAACCUUCGCCGGAUACGUACCGUGGACUAUUAUACGGAAAUGCUCACUAUUGUCCGUAGGAUGCAAAGCCACUAUUGAUCUCAGUCUGCCUAUUGCUCAUGCACCCUCCCUCUCCCCCUCGCUCCCCAUCACAGACACACACAUACACUCACACACUCACUCACGCUUCCUACCUCCCAUCAGCAUCCCUGGGCUUUCUUGGACUGCAGCAGAGAAACCGCUGCAUCGAAGAAGACAAGAGGAGAAAAAAAAUAGAAAAAAGAAAAAAGAAAGAAAGAAUUAAUUCGUUGCUCACUACCUCCGUGGCCGUGUAGAGACGCAAAUCAAGGAACGGACACUUCAGAGUCUUCGAGUUCGUUUCGAUGCACUAGAAAUUGUAAGCAUUUAUUCAUUUGUCUCACUGAAUAUCAGCAACUAUAAGUUCAUCUCCUCCAUCACCCACGCUUUAGUCUGGAUAACUGUCAUUAACGGUUUCCUCUCCUGAGUGGUUACUGGACUUUGAAUCUUGCCAGUCUGAGAUCAACUGUCUUCUCUUCAGCACUGUCUAGUUACUGCAAUCCAAUGGAAUUAGACACCAUUACUUAAUUGCUAGUCUUCUGGCAGUUGGGUGGUAUUUCAGGGGUAAUAAAUUAGCAUAAAUCUUGCUCUGUCUGGGAAUAGAAGAUAGAAAAACAACUAAGUAACUUAUAUUUAUUGCAGCUGGUGGAAUAAAAGUGGACUAAAGCUGAAUUUAGUGCUUGUUACCCUCGUGCCAAGAUGGAGGAAACGCAUAACAACAGGACUUCCUUGGUCAGAGGUGCCAAGGACAUCGCUAAGGAAGCCAAAAGGCAAGCUGCCAAAAAUUUCAGCAAAGCUGUUGAUCGAGCCUCUGAUGAAUACUCAUCCCAGCGCAGCUACAAUCGUUUCCAAAAUGAGGAUGAAGAAGAGAACAACUACAACAGUUAUACUCAACAAGAUGGUCUUUAUGCCGACAAUGCAACCAAUGAAGAGGACGGGGCCUCUAGUGAUGCCACGGAGGGUCACGAUGAUGAAGAUGAGAUCUAUGAGGGGGAGUACCAAGGAGUGCCUGGAUACAAUGAUGGGAAGCCACGGGAUGGUCAGGUUGCUCUGGGCCAGCCAGUGUCUGACAGCCUAAAGAGCCACAAGGAACUAGAAAAUGAGAGACAAGCAGAUGAGGAAGAGCUGGCCCAGCAGUACGAGUUGAUCAUGCAGGAGUGUGGCCAUGGGAGAUUCCAGUGGCAGCUGUUCUUUGUUCUAGGUCUGGCACUCAUGUCCGAUGGAGUGGAGGUGUUUGUAGUGGGCUUUGUCCUGCCCAGCGCUGAGACAGACAUGUGUGUUCCCAACUCUGGUGCUGGAUGGCUUGGCAGCAUUGUGUAUCUGGGGAUGAUGUUUGGAGCCUUUUUCUGGGGUGGCCUCUCAGACAAAGUGGGCCGCAGACAGUGCCUGCUUAUAUCCAUGUCAGUCAACGGCUUCUUUGCCUUCCUUUCCUCCUUUGUCCAGGGCUACAGUAUGUUCCUCUUCUGCCGCAUGGUGUCUGGCUUCGGGAUCGGUGGAGCAGUACCGAUAGUAUUCUCAUACUUUGCGGAGGUGUUGGCUCGCGAGAAGAGAGGAGAGCAUCUGAGCUGGCUGUGCAUGUUCUGGAUGAUUGGAGGAAUUUAUGCCUCAGCCAUGGCCUGGGCUAUCAUCCCACACUAUGGCUGGAGUUUCAGCAUGGGAUCAGCCUACCAGUUCCACAGCUGGCGAGUGUUUGUGGUGGUGUGUGCGCUGCCCUGUGUAUCUGCUGUGGUAGCUCUCACUUUUAUGCCUGAAAGCCCCCGUUUCUACCUGGAGAUGGGUAAACACGACGAGGCCUGGAUGGUGCUCAAACACAUCCAUGACACGAACAUGCGUGCCCGCGGAGAGCCAGAGAGAGUCUUCACUGUGAACAGGAUAAAAAUCCCCAAACAGCUGGAUGAGCUGGUAGAGAUGCAGAAUGAGUCAGCCAACCCUGUACUCAAGGUCCUCUUCAAGAUCAGGGCUGAACUCAGAGGAAUCUGGUUGACAUUCAUGAAAUGUUUCAACCACCCAGUGAAAGAAAACACUAUGAAGCUGGCUGCAGUCUGGUUUACUUUGUCCUUUGGGUACUACGGGCUGUCUGUGUGGUUCCCAGAUGUCAUCAAGCACCUUCAAGCUGACGAGUACGCCUCCAGAGUGAAGAUUCAUAACAAUGAACGCAUUGAAGACUUCACUUUCAACUUCACCCUGGAGAACCAGAUCCACAGAAAUGGGGUCUUUGUAAAUGACAGGUUCAUCAGUAUGAGGUUUAAGGCAGUCACGUUCAUCGACUCAUCUUUUCUCAACUGCUACUUUGAAGAUGUCUCCUCAGUAGGAUCCCUUUUCAGGAACUGUACCUUUGUAGACUCCUUCUUUUACAACACAGAUAUUGAUGACACCAAGCUGACAAAUUCAAGGGUGAUCAACAGCUCUUUUCACCACAACAAGACAGGCUGUCAGAUGACAUUUGAUGACGAUUACAGUGCCUACUGGGUCUAUUUUGUCAACUUCCUGGGAACGUUGGCUGUGCUUCCUGGAAACAUUGUCUCUGCUCUCCUCAUGGACAAAAUAGGACGCCUAAGCAUGUUAGGAGGUUCCAUGGUGCUAUCAGGCAUCAGCUGCUUCUUCCUUUGGUUUGGCACCAGCGAGUCAAUGAUGAUCUUCAUGCUCUGUCUCUACAACGGCCUCAGUAUCUCCGCCUGGAACUCCCUGGAUGUGGUCACCACUGAACUAUACCCAACAGACAGGAGGGGCACAGGAUUUGGCUUCUGUAAUGCUAUGUGUAAGCUGGCAGCGGUGCUGGGCAACCUGAUCUUUGGCUCUCUGGUUGGCAUCACCAAGGCCAUUCCCAUUCUGCUGGCAUCAUCCGUGUUGGUUGGCGGCGGGCUAGUGGGGCUCCGACUGCCAGACACACGUGCCAAUGUCCUCAUGUAAACCUCACCACAGAACAGUAUGUUGUUUACCAGGUAUUUUCUCAGUUUACUGAAUAGCAACAUAUUUACAGAAAGUGAUUUGUGAAAAUAUUUUUGAAAUGCGCUUUGCAGUUUGUUUUUUAUUUACUUUUUUUCCAUAAAAUAUGCAGAAUAUGUUCACAAACUCAGAUUCAUGAUGAGUUUUAUUAUUCUGUUAUUUCUGAGAGAAAUACCUGGUAAAUUAGGAUAAUGAAAUGCAGUUUUGCAGAGCAGUAGGUGUACAGAGGAGCUUCAUUUAGAAUAUCAAAUGUUAUGCCAGUGGCUUUUUACCAGAGCUAUUGGCAUUCUUGCAGGAAUUUGGAGGAAAAAAAAGCUUUUCAGAAGCAAGCUAAAUUUAUCAGCGGUGAUUAAAGUCUUUAUAACAGCAGCUCAUUGCAGCUCAGCACUACAGUGGGCGGUUUCACACAUGCAGCCCACAAAUGCAUGUGCCAAAGCUGCAAAAGGCUUGGGUUUCUAGUAACCUUCCCCUUCCGAGUUCCAAUCAGUUGUAUGCUGAUUAAAGGAAAUGUGUGACGUUUUUGUUUACAUGUGCAUUUGAAGCCACCAGCAGCAGCUCAGGGUUGCCAACUGUCAAGCUUUUGGCAUGAGACACUUGCUUUGAGGCUCUACCUUGUGUGGCUCAUGCUGGUCAAUAAUUUGCUUGCCCUUAGUCAGCAAAAGGACACACAGUCCAAAAUAACUGAAGACCUUUCAUGCACAAUGACUGCACAAAAUGCUGAGCACAGGAGUUCAGUUUAUUGCUUUCAGCUGUUUAUAGGAGUCUUCCCACUGACUUUUUGCUUAAAUUUGUAAAUGUUAUAUAACCGAAGGAUCCAUAUGAGCAUGAACAUUCAUGAACAUGACACACAAGUGAUAAAGAUCUGUCAGCAUAUUAUCUUCUACUUUUUUCCAGACAGGUAAUGUCACACACAGUCACAGUUUUCAUGCUGCAGUUUAAUUACUUGUUUAGCCUUCUCUAUUAUAGCCAUUAGGACAUUUUUAAUUUACUGUGUGUACAAGUCUCAUCUGUUUUCUAAAGUUUUUAUUUUUAUUUGUUUAUUUAUUGUAGAUAUUGUCCACAGUUGCUUUCUGUAGCAGUAAUCUUUUUCAUGUAUCAAUGCGUGACUUAGCUACAUAUAGGAGCUGUUACCCUCUUGUAAAGGGUUGAGUUUAUAAAGAUAUAAAAUUAAAUUGUGAGCAUAACUGAGUUCAGCUUAUUUAUGUAAGCCUCCAAAAUAGUCCCCAUUUAUUUAUUGGCCCCUUGGGAUAUUAUUUGCUCAUAUCUCAUGCUAUAGUCAUUACAGUAACUAUGACCAGUAACAAUGAAAACACUUUUAAUGGUAUAAGGUACAGUUAUCAUUGGACAUGGUUAGGAUCUUCAGUGUUCAUUCUAAAAUCAUUAAAUUUCAUAAAUAAACCUAAAGCAAAUUUGUGAUCAACAUAUAGCACCAGGAUGGGGAAAGAGGUAUUGUUUUGAGUCAAAACUUGAAAGUUGGCAAUGUUGGCUUGCUUAAAAAUUAUUUAUUAAGUGUUUAUAAUUAGACAGGCUGUUUUAUUAUUUAUUUAUUAAUUUAUGUCUCAUUCAUUGCUUUACCAAUGUGCUUUUCUGUUUUUUGGGUGGCGAUUUACUGUGUUUGAACUUUGCUCCUACAAUUUUCACUCCAUUGAUAAAAUAGGUUGAUGAUACUUAAGCCUUUUGCUGCAAUUUGCAAAAAUGACAAGGCCAUAAAAAUCAAUAAUGAUAUACAUAGUAGUUUAGUCCAAACUGGCAACUUCAGCAGCUACAUUUCUAAAGUGAAAAGAAGUUUACAUUUUCUGCUUUUUACAGUAAGAGACUUUUUUGGGCCUGGAAUCCUUUUGUCUGAAUGCUUCCUCUCUGCAUCUCUCGUGUUGGUAUUGUUUAGUUCACUAUGAAGGGCUUUGCUCUUUCUUUUAAUUUCAUCUGCCAAAAAGAAUUUAUACUGUAGGAAACUUCUGUUGGUAUCAAAUUAUGUUUAGAGUCUUUUUCCCCUCUCUAUCUGUCUCAUUGUCCUGGUUUCUUCAUAGUGUCACUUUGUCUGUCUUUUCACUCUGUUCCUGCCUUGCUGCUGCUCCGCCUGAAACUCAAAGGCCUUUCUCAGAUGUUGUGCCUCUCUUACCGUCAAGCCCACCUCUCCUUCCAAACCUUGCUGGAAGCUUUGCUGCUCUAUCUUGCUUUUUUCAUUCCUAUCUCUUGCAGUGAGCACACCUGUGUGUGUGUGUGUAUUUCUCUCUCUCUCUCUGUAUGUACAGCUGUGAUCAGAAGGUUGCAUACACUCGUCAUGGCCACGAAUAUCAUGGUGAAUUUGGGCUUUUAAUGAUUUCUUUGAAUGGUUCUUUUUUCAGGUUGGAAUGAUUGUACCGCACACAUCUUUAUUUACUUUAAAAAUAAGAAUUGGCUACACGAGGUGAAUUUAUUUUAUUGUCAAAUCCACACAGAUUUAUAUACACCCCUGAAAUUGGUUAAAUGACUGUUAACAAUUUAUAACUCAAUCAACCACUUUAGUAACCAUCAACAAGCUUCUGGCAUAAUUCUAGUUGGACAUUUGACCACUGUUCUUAGCAGAAGUGUCAGGGUUCAUCUAAAUUGGUUAGUUGGGAAGGCCAUUUCAGAAGAAUAAUGUUAGCAAGCUUAAACUGUUCCAAAACCAGCUCUGAUGUGUGUUUGGGGUCAUUAUGUUGUUGGAACACCUAGUUGUCCCCCAGUUUUAACCACCUAGCUAUUGAUCUCAGCUGUAGUUGAAGAAUUUUGAGGUAAUCUCUCUUUUUUAUUAUUUCAUCCACCGCACACUCUAUCAGUACACUGGCAGUAAAACCACCCCUGAGGAUUAUGAUGCCACCACCAUGCUUGCCAUUUGGUACAGUGUUCUUAGGUUUGAAAGCCUCAUGUUUACUGCUCCAAACAUACCUCUUGUCAUUGUGGCAAAACAGCUCAGUCUUUGUCUCAUCUGACCAUAAAACUUUCAAGCUUGAAGGUGUCAGUUUUGGUUCAGGGGUUUUCUUUCUUGGUCCAAAACCUCUCAGGCCAUGGUGAUAUAAAACUGGCUUCAAUGUGGACAGUGAUGCCAGUGUUCCAGCAGUUUUGAUUUCAGACUUCCUGAACAUUCUAACUUAUUUCUUAACCACAGAAGCUUGUUCAUGGCUAACAAAGGCCUCUAGUCGAGGUAUAACUUGCUAAAAAACAUUUGACCAAAUAUCCAAAACAAAUUCAAACUUGUGCGCCCAAUUUUUGUGUUUUAAAGGACUAAAGAAUUGUAUGCUGCACAAUUAUUACAUCCUGGAAAAAAAAAGGACAGUUCAGAGAACUCAUUAAAAGCCCACAAGAUGACACUGAUGCCUGUGAUGACUAUAUAGAACUUUUUGACUAUGACUGUAAGUUUAUUGCAUGUAUAUCUAGACUAACACUAUGUGGACAGAUAUUUUUUUCUAAUUUUUUUCUUAAACCAAGGAACUGAGGUUUUUAAAUUUUGAUUUAUAUCAUGAAUUGAAACUAAAAGCCAUGUGUAAAAGGCCAAGUCACUCAAAUUCUAAAAAAACAAGAAAACAAAACAAAAAAAACAAAAACAUGGUAAGAUUGCAAAUUCAAUUUGUUUGUGAUGCUCACUUAUUUAAGAUUUUAAAGGCUCUUUAGCCUUUGCAGCCUUGCACUAUCAUGCUGGCUAAGCUAGCAUGUGCGUUUCCUGUGCUAGCAUAAAUAUUUUGUAGUGCAGUGCAGACAAGGGUGGUGUCUUUUGGAGGUGAAUGUCAUAAAAGACAAAAAUAACCAUCUAGCUAAUUAAAGAUAUGGAGAAAAAUUAAUGAACUGCUUUAUUAAGUAGGAUAUAUCCUCUGGGGAACAUGAACAAUGAGAUAUUUCAGUCUGGACCAAAGAAGUCGCUUUGAUCCAAAGUGGACCAACCUUGGGCCUAACUUUGGUUCACCUUUGGUCAUCCCAAAAUCAAGCACUGGGGGGAGUCAACAGUAAAGUUUAUCCUGAAAUGCUAGUUAUUUUUGAAUAAUCCAUGGAAGUCGGAUUCAACAGUAUUUCUUUCCUAAUUUGCAAAGGAAACACAUGUUAUAUAUUUGGAAAUAUUUACAAAUCACACUUUUCAGCACUGUGAGCACCACAAACAAAACUAAAGUGACCUCAGAGAGGGAUAUCUAAUAAAAUAAAUAAAAAAGUUAUUUGUAGAACAUUAUUUUUUGUGACUUAUAUGCUUGAACAACCUCCUGCUUUAGUGCUAAUGAGUUGAUGUUAACACACAUUAGGUCAUUUGUAAAACAUAAACUUGUAGUUUGUUCUGCAUUAGUUCCAUCAUACAAAAAAUCAUUGGAAUUUCAUAAUUUUUGUCAGCUUUGGUGAUACUGUUAUUGAAUGUUAUAUUAUGUUUCUCACAUAUAUCUUAGUUUUGGUAGUAAAGGACCUAUUAUUGACCAAUCAUUUCCUUUUUCUACCAAUAUAAAUGGACUGCAGCUGUUUCAAGAUAUGAAUCUGCUUUCCUGUGUUUGAUGCUUUAUCUCUGUCUGUCCUCGGCCUUGCCUUGUGGCUUCUCCUUCGCUCUUCCACUUGUGCUGAACAAACUUGUUAUACUGUACAUCACAGUUUCCAGACUGAAACCCUGCAUGUUUGUUAAGUCCCUCUGUUUUGUGUGCUAUAUGCCAUUUUGGUGUCUUUGCUGUUCCUCUGUGGAGGUUAACAGAUGUGAUUCCCGGGUUAAAGGUGAAUGUAUCAUUCUCGUGUGUUGUCAGGUUUGUUGUGGACAGGUGUUCCUUAAACUGAAUUGUUCUUCUGCGUCAUUGUGAAGGGGCAUGCUAGUGAUGAGAUGAUUGUAUUUACUACAAACUGACCUCCAGCAGGGGUUGUCAGAUCUGUUUUUCGGGUGAUUUCGAGUUAGAUUAGUCAUUAUUGUCACUGGAGCAGGAAUUAAAGUGCCACCAUUGAGACUUUCAGAUUUGAAAAGCUCUGCUGUCAAACUACAUGUGCAGGUGUGUGUGUAAAGAUAAAAAUCUGACCUUGACAUGAUUUAUUUUGAUAAGGCUGAUAAAAAGCUCUAGUGAAUACAGUGUAAAGGUGGAUUCCUCUGGUAUCUACAUAUUGAAUA
This is a messenger RNA of Pundamilia nyererei, 8090 nucleotides long. RefSeq names its product synaptic vesicle glycoprotein 2C-like. Gene Ontology annotation, biological process: chemical synaptic transmission; transmembrane transport. The record is from RefSeq and is a predicted model, not a curated record. The transcript has 13 exons. Gene Ontology annotation, molecular function: transmembrane transporter activity. Lineage: Eukaryota; Metazoa; Chordata; Actinopteri; Cichliformes; Cichlidae. Gene Ontology annotation, cellular component: synaptic vesicle membrane. The coding region runs from base 764 to 2974 and encodes 736 amino acids.